AUGGAUUUAAACUUUUGUGAAACAUGAAUAACUUCUGAAGAAAGAGAUGCAUCUUUCAUAGGAUUUGAACCUAGCGUCUAGAAAAGUCUAUUUUUGGCUUUAGAACACCCCGGUAUCCUGGCGUUGGUAUACGGACAAGUGUUGAUUCAUGUCGGAGAUGCACUGUUCCCCGCGAAUCAUCAUCUUCACAUCGCUGUGCCUGGGCGCCGUGGCGCUGUGCACGCUGACGCUGGGAGUCAGCACUGACUUCUGGCUGUACACAACCGAGGCGACCAAGAAUAAUGUCAUGAUGGAGAACUUUACCAUAGAGACCCAGAUACAAAUGCGCUCAGGCCUGUGGAAGAUGUGUGUCAUGUUUGAAGAGUUUCCACCCGCUUGUUCUCACAUAGAAUACUUCCAGCAAGACUCGGACCGACACGACGAGGCAACCAUAUCCAUUUCGAUAACACGAGCUAUCCGAGUGUCAGCACCGACUCAGGUGGCAGCUUUGGUGUUUGUUGUUCUGGGUUUUAGUUUAGGUGUGGUCGGAGGAAUUAAGCAAAACGCCACAAUAAUUGCAGCUGCCGUCAUGUACAUUUUCUCUGGUUUGCUGGUGGCCGUGGGUAUGAUUCUGUAUAUAUCAGCCAUAAAUGAUGAGGUAGGCCACGGGAUUAAAUCAAAAGACGGGUCAAUGUUCUCUUACAAAUACGGAUGGUCUUUCGUAUUUGUCGGAAUAUCGUUUGUGUGUUCGGAGCUGGCUGCCGUUAUGUGCAUUUCUGUUCACAUCACUUUGAAUGCCCGUCGAUCAGACAUUCUCCGAAUCAUUCCAGGGUUAGAGGACAAACUGCAGCUCAGUGCUCACAUAUACGACGAUACAGACGAAGAGAUGAGAUGUAAGCCUUCGGGAUCUGCAACACCGAUCUACUGAGAUGGACAAAAUUAGCAAUACCGACCAACCGAGAUGAACAGUUAGCAAUGUCAGUCAGUCGAUUCGGACAAAGCUAUUUGCAACGAUCCACUGAUUAAAACAAAACCAAACAUACCGAUUUCCAAGACGAAACGAGCAGGACAAAUGUAGCAUCUACUGAGAGAAACAUAGCUGGCAACAAGAUCUUGAGCUGGGAACUCAGGAAAGAAUAAGGCUAGCAACACAGAUAUACAGAAGAAAACAACACUGAUUAACUCAAGACAAACACGUAAAACUAGUAGCUACUAGGAAGAAAAAAGUUAGUAAGGGAAUACUAAAAACCCUGAUCUACUAAAGUGGCAAACCUAGCAUCACCUAUUUACAGAACACCAGAACACUGGCCUCACAAAAAGACCGUUUAGCUAUGGAGGACUCGACGUUAUUGCCAAUGACGUUAUGAAUUGAAGAUGGACGGACAGAAAAUACAGUUCAUUAUCACAUUCAUUUUGGUGUCAAUCUAGUAACAAAAUCUUCACAAUCUAGAAGCAUUUGUUUUAUCGUAUUAAUCUUCACUGAUUUUGUCCUUUGUUUUGGGCAUUUGUUGUCCCAUGUAACCUUUCCCACUAAAGUGAGUGCUAGUGAACUUUCUUCUUUAUAGUGCGAUCACAACCUUGUUUGCAUUUGCUGUGGUUAACAAGUAAUAUAAGGUUUCUCCUUGCCUUGGGGGAUUGCGCAGAGCGUGGACAAGUUAUUGGAAAACCUUAUGCUGUUUAAGACCCGUCCAAAUUGCAGAAACUGUGAAAAAGAAGAGAAACAAUUCUAGGACAAUUCUUCACACUGAUAUUAUCUGUCAAUUUAUGGAGGUUCUGUUAAAUAUUUGAAGAACCCUUUCUCUGUAACCUCGAUGUCAGCUCGCAAAGGGACAAUUGUUUUAUGUUAAUGUUAACGUUAUAUAAAUCAGACUUCCUUGCAUAUGUUAUUAAAGUUAUAAUAAGGAAUGCAGCCUGCUUUGGAUGCACAUGUGUCUUGCGACUUUUGAAAAUUAAUCGAGCCUUAAAAUUACACGUUAAGAUUCUUGAAAAUGCACACAUUCUCUACGAAUUUUUUUCCUCUUUUUAUGCCAUAAUCCUUCCGUUUCUCAGCUACCACAAAAAGCCCCGCAUAUAUCACCAUGGACAAUGCUGAAAAGGCAACCCGUAUUUAAUGUGCCUUUCCCAAAUGUGUUCCAUAUACUCAACGUAUAUGAUUACGUAUAUGAAAUGUGCUUGUAUAUAUGUAUAUGUAUGACAUUAUAGCUUUGCUCUUAUCAAAUUUCUUGUUAUGGUGUGAGCUAUAUCAUCUUAUCUCACUUUUAACAAUAAAUG
Liolophura sinensis is the source of this 2250-nucleotide messenger RNA. Its product is annotated as voltage-dependent calcium channel gamma-5 subunit-like. Gene Ontology annotation, biological process: neurotransmitter receptor transport, postsynaptic endosome to lysosome; regulation of AMPA receptor activity; calcium ion transport. NCBI's taxonomy places the organism in Eukaryota, Metazoa, Mollusca, Polyplacophora, Chitonida, Chitonidae. The transcript has 4 exons. The coding region runs from base 149 to 907 and encodes 252 amino acids. The record is from RefSeq and is a predicted model, not a curated record. Gene Ontology annotation, molecular function: voltage-gated calcium channel activity; channel regulator activity. Gene Ontology annotation, cellular component: postsynaptic density membrane; AMPA glutamate receptor complex.